This is a messenger RNA of Plasmodium coatneyi, 381 nucleotides long. RefSeq lists its product as uncharacterized. The coding region runs from base 1 to 381 and encodes 126 amino acids. The record is from RefSeq and is a predicted model, not a curated record. NCBI's taxonomy places the organism in Eukaryota, Apicomplexa, Aconoidasida, Haemosporida, Plasmodiidae. The transcript has 6 exons.
AUGAACUUCACGAAACAUGGUUUCCACCUCCUCGUUGUUUACCUUUUCCUCCUUUUCGAUGUGUACGGCGGGGUGAACGUAAACCGGAAGAAGGCCAUCCACAGGCUAAAUGGAGAACGAAGCAACAACAUUUCGAUGGCCACAAUUCUCAGCCAAGACGGGGACGGAUACCUUUGCCACUGCUCUGUUUUGGGACGCUGUUUCAGUCGAAGUAAAUGCAACGUGGUGCUAUUUCUGAUGACCGGUGGCGCAGUCUUAUCCGUGGUUUUAAUUGCCAUUUUGAUUCAGCGUGCGACCCACCUCCCCCUUAAGGCCAGGGCGAAGAAGAAGGAAGAAACAACGAAAAGGGCAAGCAUAAAAAAGGCAGAGACGAAAAAGUAG